Dentiscutata erythropus is the source of this 150-nucleotide messenger RNA. Lineage: Eukaryota; Fungi; Glomeromycota; Glomeromycetes; Diversisporales; Gigasporaceae. The record is from the annotation of a GenBank genome assembly.
CUUGGGUGGUAUCCCAAUAUUCCUUAUUCAACAAGUGCCAGAUCUAACCAUCAUGAAAGCCAUGAGCUUGCAAGUGAUAACAAUUCUGAGAAUGGGGAUUUAGACAAUGAAUUGAGACAAACACAGCAGCGAACUCAAGUCACGUUGUGA